AUUGGCGGGAGGAGGAACUGGGUGGACGCUGAAGGAAGCAGAGCGGAAGCCUAGGGGCAAUGAAUGGCGAGAGGAGUUUCCAGUUGGGCUCCCGCUCCUUCCGCUCGGACACCUGAGUCUUAGUGCGUUUUUCCUGUACUCAGAAGUCCAAGUGGUGCGUCCGGUUACUUACAAACGGCAUUUUGCCACUUUUUAAACGACGGAACCCUGAGCGGAACUGCUCAGCCGCCAAAGCCCCGCCCUCAGUGCGGCGGACCGCCCACCUAAGUUCACAGAUGGCUGCAGCGCUUGCGCCCCAGGAAUAGCUGGCGCUAAGUGCUCGCGUUGGACUGGGCAAAGGGAAGUUCAUGAUUGGAGGAGGGAGCAGUAAGAGUCGCUCCACUGAGAUAAGACUUAGGAGGAGGGCCUUUGGCUUUAUUGGGGCAGAGGGGAGGAGGAGGCUGUCGCAAGCCUGCCCUGUAGCUUUUGUCUUGGCUCUUAACAUUCUGAAGGAUGUAGCCGGACACAUCCUUACUCUUGGUUCUGUUUCUCAGAUAAGUGAAAUCGAGGCCCAGGAAAUGUAAGCUCGUGAGCAGCAUUGUCUCCGGAUGCAUCCAUGGCUCUUCUGUAUAUGUUAUCUCAUUUCAUUCUCAAGACAACCCAGUUCGGGACAUGGAGGCUAAGUUAGAGACGUCGAAUGAAUUCACUUCAUUCUCACAGUUCACUCUCUCUUACACUGAAGUAGUAGAGCCAGGAUUCACACCCUGUCUUAAUUAGCUCAAUAAUUACUUUUCUGAGUGUUUUUACUGACCACACACCUCCCCAGUUAAGCCUUUUCCUCUGGGGCCCCACGGCACCCUAUGGUCCAUUCUGUCACAGUACUUAUAAUACACAGCUAUCAUUGACUUCUAUUUCUGCUGCAACUAGAAUGCCAGCAACUUGAGAGCAAUGACCAUGUCUGGUUCAUCUUGUUAGCCCCAUCCCCUAAUACUGGACACAGCAUAUGUUGGGAAGCAAUAGAUAUUUGUCAGGUGAAUGAAUGAACAAAGGAUAAUAGCAAGAGCAUCGACAGGUUCAUGGCUUGUUUUGAGAGCACAAAAUUUAGAAGUAAUGGAUAUGCCCAAUGUCCAGGGAAAAGCAUAACGAUGCAUCUUUAGGUUCCUCACCCAGAAUUGCAGCAUAAUUAUUUUUUCCCCAGAAUUUAAGUCUUAGAGCCAUCAUCCUCAAUGGUUACAGCAAAGACGCAGUAAACUGCUUUUCCUCCUGGAGGACUUAAAAGGUUACCAGUUGUUGCUAUCAGAAAAUAGCUCUGUGAUUAAAAUAAAAAUUUGCAUGUCCUGAGCUUUUUCAUGCUUUGGGGGUUAUUGACUCAGGAUUGACUCCCAUGAGUGCGAUAACUAGGACAAAGGAAAUGAACAUUUUUAUUGCUCUUGCUUCAUAUUGCCAGAUUGCUUUCCAGUAAGGGAUUAUGCCCAUUUACACUGAAGAUCGAUCUGAAACUCAGCACCAGCGAAAUCCAGAACUUGCCUGUCUCCAUGGCUGGUUUUAAUUUCCCUAUUCUGCAGUGGCUUGUUAAUAUUAGUUCUGACCUUUGGGGCAAGGUGAACACAUGGUUGGACUGAAGAGAAAAGGCUUCGGGUGGCUCAGGAACUUCUUUGGCAACUACAACAGCUGAUAUUUCAACAGAGCACAUACACCCCCCACUUAACAAGGGUACAUCCUCAGCCUUCUCAGGGAACCAACGAACACCUCCAGGCUUCCUCUUUGAUGCCACCCACUGGACCUGCCUUGGGGGUCUGUAAAUGCAAGAGAACCGCGUGUUGGAUAAUUAGCGAUGGAAGAAAAAACCUCUAGAAUAAAAGCAUCCAUACCCCAGUUUACCAAUUCCCCCACAAUGGUGAUCAUGGUGGGUUUACCAGCUCGAGGCAAGACCUAUAUCUCCACGAAGCUCACACGAUAUCUCAACUGGAUAGGAACACCAACUAAAGUGUUUAAUUUAGGCCAGUAUCGACGAGAGGCAGUGAGCUACAAGAACUAUGAAUUCUUUCUUCCAGACAACAUGGAAGCCCUGCAAAUCAGGAAGCAGUGCGCCCUGGCAGCCCUGAAGGAUGUUCACAACUAUCUCAGCCAUGAGGAAGGUCAUGUUGCGGUUUUUGAUGCCACCAACACUACCAGAGAACGACGGUCACUGAUCCUGCAGUUUGCAAAAGAACAUGGUUACAAGGUGUUUUUCAUUGAAUCCAUUUGUAAUGACCCUGGCAUAAUUGCAGAAAACAUCAGGCAAGUGAAACUUGGCAGCCCUGAUUAUGUAGACUGUGACCGGGAAAAGGUUCUGGAAGACUUUCUAAAGAGAAUUGAGUGCUAUGAGGUCAACUACCAACCCUUGGAUGAGGAACUGGACAGCCACCUGUCCUACAUCAAGAUCUUCGACGUGGGCACACGCUACAUGGUGAACCGAGUGCAGGAUCACAUCCAGAGCCGCACAGUCUACUACCUCAUGAAUAUCCAUGUCACACCUCGCUCCAUCUACCUAUGCCGACAUGGUGAGAGUGAACUCAACAUCAGAGGCCGCAUCGGAGGUGACUCUGGCCUCUCAGUUCGCGGCAAGCAGUAUGCCUAUGCCCUGGCCAACUUCAUUCAGUCCCAGGGCAUCAGCUCCCUGAAGGUGUGGACCAGUCACAUGAAGAGGACCAUCCAGACAGCUGAGGCCCUGGGUGUCCCCUAUGAGCAGUGGAAGGCCCUGAAUGAGAUUGAUGCGGGUGUCUGUGAGGAGAUGACCUAUGAAGAAAUCCAGGAACAUUACCCUGAAGAAUUUGCACUGCGAGACCAAGAUAAAUAUCGCUACCGCUAUCCCAAGGGAGAGUCCUAUGAGGAUCUGGUUCAGCGUCUGGAGCCAGUGAUAAUGGAGCUAGAACGACAGGAGAAUGUACUGGUGAUCUGCCACCAGGCUGUCAUGCGGUGCCUCCUGGCCUAUUUCCUGGAUAAAAGUUCAGAUGAGCUUCCAUAUCUCAAGUGCCCUCUGCACACAGUGCUCAAACUCACUCCUGUGGCUUAUGGCUGCAAAGUGGAAUCCAUCUACCUGAAUGUGGAGGCUGUGAACACGCACCGGGAGAAGCCUGAGAAUGUGGACAUCACACGGGAACCUGAGGAAGCCCUGGAUACCGUCCCAGCCCACUACUGAGCCCUUUCCAAGAAGUCAAACUGCCUGUGUCCUCAUCGCCUUCCACCUUUAGGAAAUGCUACCUUUGCUCUUCUCCUACUCUGCCUUGGCCUCACUGAGGCACCCCACUUCCAGUGAAGAAGUCCUCCGCAACUCCCAAACAAGCCUCGCUUGCUGGCCGCAACCAAGGAGCUAUCCAGCUCUGAAGGAAACUUUCUUUCUUAAUUCCUAUUCUCUGACGAAUAAAGACUUACUGCCUACAAGAGGAGAGGAGGAGGUCAUGGCGAGGCUUUUCCAGUUGUUCUCAAGGUACUGACCCUAAUCCUGACCCAGCUCUGCUGCUGUGAGGGCAUGGAAUGGGUGAGGACUUCCUGGAGGGAAAAGUUCUACAGUAGCACCUCCAAAGAUGGGGGAGAAGAUAGGUGCCUGUGAGUUCCUGUGGGCCUUGUUCCAGCAAGGUGGCUGUGGGCAUGACACUUUCGUCCUUACACUCAGGGAAGAAUCUGGCACUCGAGCCAAGUGCUCCUUUCUUCUCCAACUCUUGCUGCCAUCCUGAGUGAUUUCACUGUUUAUGUUAAUGAUCCAACCAAUACUCUGGCCUCACAGUCCCCUGACCCCCUCAACUCCAGUGAUCAUCUUCUCCCCUUCAACCACCUACUCCAUGGAUUUUGGUAUCAUCUCCCUGGUCUGACUUCUUAAACGUAAGCAUCCAACUGUCUGACCACUGC
Molecule: messenger RNA, 3867 nt
Organism: Gorilla gorilla gorilla (western lowland gorilla)
Lineage: Eukaryota; Metazoa; Chordata; Mammalia; Primates; Hominidae
Gene: PFKFB1
Product: 6-phosphofructo-2-kinase/fructose-2,6-biphosphatase 1
Exons: 14
Coding region: 1814-3160 (448 amino acids)
Biological process (GO): fructose metabolic process; fructose 2,6-bisphosphate metabolic process
Cellular component (GO): 6-phosphofructo-2-kinase/fructose-2,6-biphosphatase complex; cytosol
Molecular function (GO): ATP binding; 6-phosphofructo-2-kinase activity; fructose-2,6-bisphosphate 2-phosphatase activity
Source: RefSeq, a predicted model, not a curated record